Messenger RNA from Stegodyphus dumicola, 3358 nucleotides. It is a transcript of the gene ple, whose product is annotated as tyrosine hydroxylase ple. Gene Ontology annotation, cellular component: perikaryon; cytoplasm; axon. Gene Ontology annotation, molecular function: iron ion binding; tyrosine 3-monooxygenase activity. Gene Ontology annotation, biological process: dopamine biosynthetic process from tyrosine. The record is from RefSeq and is a predicted model, not a curated record. Lineage: Eukaryota; Metazoa; Arthropoda; Arachnida; Araneae; Eresidae.
AUGCUACGCACAGGACUGCAGUGGGGAGCACCACCAUGGGUGCUUAAGAGGUGGUACCAAGCAAUAACAGAAAGAAUUGUUCUCUACGGCGUAGCGAUCUGGGGAAAUACACUCAACGUAAGCAUGCGUAGAUUACUCCUGUCCAUGCAAAGGCUGCAACUCUUGCUCGUCUGCAAGGGCUACAGAACUACUUCAACGACAGCUCUGCAGGUUCUAGCAGAAAUUCCUCCGCUAGACCUGCAAGCGGAAAGGGAGUCGUUAAUUGAAAGAGUGUUAAGGCUAGGUGAGGAUGGAGUUCUAUGGGAACAACACCACUUUGCUGAAGACUUUGAAAAACACAAGCCAGUGACGCAAGGACAUCCGGCUGAAACGCAUCUAAAAAAGUGUAUUCUAGGCAACUAUCAUGGCUAUCCUUCAAGAAGACGCUCUCUUGUUGGGGAUGCAAAGUUUGAAACUGUGAAGAAUAAAGAAGCUAAAGAAUCGUGGAUUUUAGAGGCGAGAAAAAAAUCUGAAGACGAAGAUUUAUCAGAAGAAGAGGUUUUCCUAGUGAGCGAUAUUCCUGAGGAGCCACUUCUCUCACCGCAGCAAGUUAACCUUGUUCUUUCAUUGAAGGAUGGCUUUAAUACCCUUCCUAGAAUUCUUAGUAUUAUACAAUCGUGUCAAGGUUGUAUUGUCCACCUGGAAACAAGAGCUUCUAAGAAAAAAGAAUUUGAAUUUGACAUCUUGGUUAGACUUAACGCUACGAAGGAUAAAGUACUGCAUAUUAUUAAGAAUCUGAAAAGAAAUUAUGUUGAGGAUAUCAAUAUCUUGGUGGAAGACAAAAUAAGUAUCAAAGACCCUUGGUUUCCCCGGCACAUCAGCGAUCUAGAUUUUUGUACUCAUAUUAUGACGAAAUUUGAACCUGAGUUGGAUCAUGAUCAUCCGGGAUUUUCUGAUCCUGUUUAUAGAGCUAGAAGAAAGCAGAUUGCAGAAAUAGCUUUCGAAUACAAGUAUGGUGAAAAGAUACCCGAAGUGCAAUACACAGAAGAGGAGAUAAAAACUUGGGCAACAGUGUAUCAGAAUGUGAAACUUUACCUUCCAACCCAUGCCUGUAAACAAUAUUUGGAUGCUUUUGCAGUAUUGGAAAAGGAGUGCGGCUACAGACCUGAUAAUAUUCCUCAACUGGAAGAUGUAUCUAGAUUUCUUAAAAAACGAACUGGAUUUCAAGUUCGCCCAGCGGCUGGCCUUCUGACAGCAAGAGAUUUCUUAGCCAGUCUUGCUUUUCGCGUUUUUCAAUCUACUCAAUAUGUACGCCAUGGAUCGUCACCGGAUCAUUCUCCAGAACCUGACUGUAUUCACGAACUACUGGGACAUAUCCCAAUGCUAUCUGACCCAAAUUUCUCUCAAUUUUCGCAAGAGAUUGGGCUUGCUUCCUUAGGAGCAGCAGAUGUUGAUAUUGAAAAGUUUGCAACUCUUUACUGGUUCACGGUUGAAUUUGGUCUUUGCAAAGAAGAUGGGAAAACGAGAGCUUACGGAGCUGGUCUCCUGUCGUCUUUUGGAGAGCUACAACAUGCUUUAUCAGAUAAACCCGAGCAUCGUGUUUUUGAUCCUGAAAAAGCUGCUGUUCAACCUUAUCAAGAUCAGGAUUAUCAGGAUGUUUAUUAUGUUGCAGAAAGUUUUGAUGAUGCUAAAGAAAAGUUCAGGCAUUAUGUUGAUCACCAUUUGAAGAGAAACUACGAAGUACGUUACGAACCUUUCACGCAGUCUAUUCAACUCUUAGAUUCAAAUGAAAAACUUCAGUGGUUCUCUGAUUAUCUCCGUUGUGAAAUGGUACGUCUCUCCACUGCUAUCAAGAAACUGACAGCUCAAUGAAAUCUGUUUUUGACUUCAAAUAUUCGGUGUUUCAAAUAUUCGUAACACUUUUGAACGAAGUAUAAUCUCCAAUUGUCCGAAAUAUUUUAUCCAGAAUCAUUUUUCUAAAGAAAAUGGACAAUUUAGAAAGAAAUUGUUAAAUCGAAACUCAGAGCAUAAUGAAUAACAAAAUCCUCAACAUUUCUAACAGAAUUAUCCUAAAUAUAUGAUAAUUUAUUACGGAUAUUGCUAAAAGUAAAUUUAAAAGCAAUCAAUUAUUUCUCUCUGCAUUUUUUAUUCUUCUCAUAUUUCAUUUUAUCUUUGUGUCAUCUUAUAUUAUUAGCCAUGUAUAAUUUAAAACAUAAUAAUUAUAACCUGUCUUACCUUGCUGUUUUUUAACCUUUAUAAAAUAUCAUUAUUAAGUAAUGAAAGAAAAAUUGUAUAAUUUAGUUCAAGAAUUGUAUUAUAUUUGUAUUCUUACUUGAAAUAAAAACUCUAAAAAGAGCUGACAUGUACUUGAUUAAGUAGGGAAAUUUUAUUAUUCACGAAUACUUUUCGCGCAAUGGAUGUUAUACUACAUAAUUAACAUAUGUUACUCAUAGAGGAUUUAGGUAUAGCAUCUUUAAAUGUUGUGAUAACUAUCCUUAUUAUUGAGAUCGUUUUGAAAGCCAUCUUAAGAUAAAUUGAUGGUGUAUUGCAUUUUGUUAUACAAUAAUGCUAUUCAUGCUUAAACUUCUAGUAGCAAAAUAUACGUGUGUAAAGAGAAAUACAUGGUAGAAUCCUAUAACUUCUUGCAUAUUAUUGUUAUUCUACGUCGUACUGAAGAUUAGAGGUUAAUAUCUCAAUUUUCACUGCAAAAUUAAUAAUAAAUGUUUCAUACCAUAAAUGUAAUUUACAUAAUCUUGCUCAUUGGAACUUUAAUCUCAGUGCUUCUGUUAUUAUAUACAAAUCAUUAAAACGUAUAAAAAUAUAAGGCAGAAAUUAGAAUUAUUGUUAUUCAUAUGUAUACUGUAUUAAUGUUCCUGAUUUCAUGUAUUUAUUUUCUAAAAUUUGGAAGCAUGUUUUAUAAGACUUUUUCAAAGAUAUAUAUAUAUGUAUAUGUAUAUAUGUGUGUGUAUGUGUAUUUGUAGGUUAUUUUGUUCAGAAGCAUUUUAAUUCUUUUUAAUGUAAAUUGAACUGAACACGUUGUGUUUUUUGUUGAGAAAUGAAUAGUAAUCCCGACAAGUAAUCAAUCGGUAGAUAAUAAUAAGCAUAUGCAGUGACACUCCUUUAUCAAUAGAGGUCAAUAUGUUUGCUUUCAACUUUUCUACCCAUCAGCCAAUUUCAGAUCUUUAUUAACUAACUUUUAAUGUUCUCAAUAAUGCUUUAAUCUGUCAGGAAAUAGAAAUUAUUCAGAAAUGCAUAAAUGCGUAUGCUUGAUAUUUUGGACUGUAAUAGAAGUUUCACUUAUCUUAUAAAAGAUGUGCAGAGUUGACAUAUUGUAAUUUGUAACGUAAUUGUUCAAAUAAAUGUAAAGCAUUCGAAAAGA